Molecule: messenger RNA, 2346 nt
Organism: Exophiala oligosperma
Lineage: Eukaryota; Fungi; Ascomycota; Eurotiomycetes; Chaetothyriales; Herpotrichiellaceae
Exons: 1
Coding region: 1-2346 (781 amino acids)
Cellular component (GO): mitochondrial membrane
Source: RefSeq, a predicted model, not a curated record
AUGCCUGACCUUGUCCGGCCAGAGACCGGCCCAGAAGCCAACCAUGACCCUACCGAACAGAGUAUCCUUACGCGUAUGGCUAGAUUUCGAAAGAAUCCUUUCAAUUUUGCUCAUGAGAUAUCCUUGUUUGUGCGAGGGGUAGGUUGGCGCAGCUACAAUGACAUCCUCGGCCAACCGGUCUUCUAUCCAGGCUACACCGCCAACAUCAAGUCUGCAACUAUGAGUUCUCCCCUUUUGCGGCGGAAAGUAGUCGAGUUAACGGAAAGACGACUGAAGAUAGAAGAGCAGGAAAACUACCUGGACGAAAGCAGUCCAACGUAUCUACAAGAGCGCGAGAAGCGCAGGCACGAGAUAACAUCUCAGUUAAUCGACAUUACAAGCAAUAUGGUGGAUGCCAUGAUAUGCAAGAUGGAGAGCAAGCCAUACAUCCGCGGCGCAUUCUAUAUGACGACACAACUACUCACCCGAGCAUACAGCGCGAUACACGUGUCCGAAGCUGAGGUAAAGAGGUUACGUGAAAUCGCAGCACAGGCAGCGAAGAAGAACCAAUCAAUCAUCUUCCUCCCUCGACAUACAAGCCACAUCGAUUAUGUUACAUUACACUUGAUAUGCUAUCGACUGGGACUUACUCUCCCUGUCGUGGUAGCUGGAGACAACCUCAAUUUUCCUCUCGUAGGUAACUUUUUGCAAAGUUGUGGUGCCAUGUGGAUCCGAAGGAGCUUCAACGAUGACCAGCUCUAUGGUACUGUCGUGCAGGCAUAUAUUGACACCUUGAUGCAAAAAGGAUACAACUUGGAAUGUUUCAUCGAGGGAACACGAAGCAGAACAGGAAAGCUACUGGGCCCUCGUUUCGGUAUAUUGAGCUUUCUGCUUGAUUCUGUUUUGUCCGGAAGGACAGACGAUGCGUACAUCUGUCCAGUGUCGCUGCAAUACGACAAGGUCAUUGAAGUGGAUUCAUAUGUCAAUGAACUGUUGGGUAAACCCAAGCAGAAAGAGAAUCUGGCAGACUUCCUGUCAUCAUCCUCAGUUCUUUCACUCAACCUGGGACGAGUAGACUGCAGGUUUCAUGAGCCUUGGAGCCUGAAGCAGUUUAUUCAAGAACAGAAGCAGCGGCAAGAUCAGCCAGGCUAUGAGGACCUGAGUUCAAGUGCAGCAGACUCCAACUCCAGAAUUCGGUUACUGCGGACACUUGGCUACAAGGUGCUUUCCGACAUCAAUUCGGCUUCGGUCAUCAUGCCGACAGCUCUAGUUGGCACGGUUCUACUCACGCUGCGUGGUCGUGGUGUGGGCAAGUCUGAGCUGAUACGUCGCGUGGACUGGCUUUGCGCGAGAACAAGGGCAAAUGGCGGAAAGGUGGCAGACUUCCACGGCAUGCCAACGUCGUAUGUGGUGGAAAGAGCUCUCGAGGUCUUGGGCCCCAAAUUGGUCGGCACAAUUGAUGGGCUGGCGGAGGAGACAUUUUAUGCCGUGGACCGGUUCCAACUGUCAUUUUAUCGGAAUAUGACAAUACACUUGUUCAUCUCCGAAUCGUUGAUUGCAGCCUCGAUAUACACCAAGGUGAAACAAGGUGGCGGAAGCGCUAAUCAAAGGAUGAAGGAGACGGAACUGAUCGACAAGGUUAGCUUCUUGUCGCAGUUGUUUAGGGGCGAAUUCAUUUUCCCUGCUGGACAAGGCUUGCGGCACAAUCUUGAAGCAGCAAUGCAGAGUCUUGUACGUGACGAUGUGUUGUCGAUCUCUGGAAAUGGUGAAAGGUGGAUCGGCUUGUCAGACAAGGAACGCAAACAGGGUCGAGAGAAUUUCGAUUUCUAUUGCUUUCUGAUCUGGCCGUUUGUGGACGCGGCCUGGCUAGGCGCAGUCUCUUUGUUGGUCCUGGUUCCGCCAGUAGGCUCAACAAUCACUUGGAUCGAUAUGACCCAGGCACAAAAUACCGCUCAACUGGCCGGAAGGACGCUAUACCAUCAAGGAGAUCUGUCAUAUUUUGAGGCUAUUAAUAAGGAAGCUCUCAAGAAUGCAUAUAGCCGCUUCCAGGAGGAGGGCAUCAUUCUGUUGAGCAAGAGCAAAGACUCAAAGACCUCGACCAUGGUUCGGCUUGCCCCAGAAUGGUUGCCAGAAAGAGAUGCAGCAACGGGCGACCUCACGGCAUCUGGUAGAUUAUGGGAUUUCAUCGAGAGCAUCGCUCUGCAUCGGCGAGAGGGAAAGAACCGACGAGACGGUGCAGCGGUAUCCACACGUGUUUUGUCCCUUGCUGCCACGCUGAACAAGCAAAUUUUCCUGGAGGCUGAGUCGCCCUCGAGUGAUGAUAUGCAAACUACUUCCAGAGGGCAGAAGAGGCGGUCGAGACUCUAA